AUGCCUCCCACAAACGCGAACUCGACAACCUAUACUACGAACGCCCACACUACCGCCCAAAACGCCCCUACAUCUCGCCAUAUCCCAUCUGAACUCGAUGGCAACAUGCCCGCUGUGAAUGGCCCUCGUGUGACUGGACCGGCUGCUGCUCAUGCUGGCUCUCUCCUUGCGCGAUAUCGACCCUUGCAAUUCUCCAAAUUUCCCCUCUUUGCUGGUCAGAAGGCCCGCCGAUCUGGAUUUGGGUCUUCUCGCAGGCGUGGAACUAGUGGACAAAACUUUGCAGCGGCUUCCCCUCAGCCUCUUACGCCAACUAUAACAGCAGAACACGAUCCUGGCCCGCCUCCGGUCUAUUCACCCUUGAUUCCCCUGCAUGCCAGUAUUGUUCCCAACGUCUCAAUUCUGGGCGGGAAACCUGGAAGCUCAAAUUACGGUCCAUCUACACCGAAGGCAGGCACGGGAGCUUCUGUAACAGAUAUCGUUGUCAUCACCGUUUCAAUCGUACUUGGCGUGGCUCUCGUAGCCAUUGUUGCGUUCAUCUACAAAAUACGAAGAGAGAACCGCGUUCAGGUCCCGCAGCUCAAGGAGAAGCACCCAGGCGAUAUACCACCGACAGAGCCUCAGGCAUGGCAGACAUUCGACGGGAAGACCAUAACAUCUGCCUCAUGGAGUACACCUACGCUAGCCAAAUCACCCGGAGCUACGCAAUCUACGGACACCUUCAAGGGGUAUAACAAAGAACUCGGUAGCCAGGAGACUAUUGGAGAGCCUCGCGUCGUCGAACCGCCUAUUCCGACCUCUCACGAUUCUCCUUUCGUUAUAUCUGGAUCUCAGUCUCUCACCACCGUAUCCUGCGACGCUUCUGACCACGGUUCUACGGACGGAUUCUCACUUUACGCACCACCCGACGAAGAUUUCCAAGAGAAACUCCACAACGAGGAAUCUGAUAUCGUCUGCGCCUUGAGCUAUGCUGUUAGCGACAACUCAGUCGUUCUGGAGGCCGCUCGUCGGACCGGUGAAGAAGCUGGAUUUGGUGAACACACACACCCUUCCAACGCAAACGAGGAUGACUUCGACCCAGGCGUCACGAUCCGUUCAGAUGAGUUUGAAUCUACUUGCGGUAACGAUACCAUCGCUGCCGAGUUCAGCACAGUGGAAACCGCCGAGAGUAGAAAUUUGGAAGCCACGAAAGCAGUCCUUAUACUCGUGUCAUCUGAGGCCGAACCUAGCCAAGGAGCGCAACCCACCCAACUAGAUACCAGCAGCACUAGUACGCCGGAAGCAGCGAACCUCCUCAACAGCAUCGAGUGUCAGAGCGCUAUCGCUUCCAUUAUUACCACUGCUAGUUGCAACUCGCUACUCCAGCCACCAUCCUUGAUGAUCACGCAGCCUAGCUCAAACAACGUCUUCGGUCUACACUCUAGUUCCAGCACCAUUACCGUGGAUCUUAAUGAAUUCCCUCCUCCACCCCCGCCUCGCGUUGAAGUACCAUUACCCCAGCUAGAGCUUGAUUUCCCCGUGUAUAUGUGGGACGAGGAUGGGGAUAUGUUGACUGUGCACCAGCGAAACACGGUCACCGACCAAUUCAUAUCUAUGUAUUCGUAG
This is a messenger RNA of Pleurotus ostreatus (oyster mushroom), 1602 nucleotides long. RefSeq lists its product as uncharacterized. The record is from RefSeq and is a predicted model, not a curated record. The coding region runs from base 1 to 1602 and encodes 533 amino acids. NCBI's taxonomy places the organism in Eukaryota, Fungi, Basidiomycota, Agaricomycetes, Agaricales, Pleurotaceae. The transcript has a single exon.